CGGAGUGAGAGUCACACAUAUUCAUGCAUACACACACAUUCACUCACGAAUGUAAGAUGAAAGGCACCGAGACAUAAACAAUGCCAGUUUAGGGACUCACAGGUUCCGAAGCCCGUUGGUUACAAUAGCGGGCAUAUCGGCAUUUUCACAAACCUGACUUUCAGAGGGCGUUUUUUUUUUUUUUUUUUUUUUUUUUGUAUUUUCAUGAUUUUUUUUUUUAAAGGGAUAAAGACGCGAAUCGCGAGUCAGCCGUUUUCGGGGUUGUGGUUUAAGCUUUGGUCAGCUAUCUUGCUAGCUGGCUAAAUUUAUAUUUAUUAAUCAUAACGCCAGGCGAGGAUUGCCACCAUUGCUGAACUGUCAUCAUCGACUUCGUGACUCUUAUUAUUAUUAAACAUAUUGCUAUUGUUAAAGCUCGAGAACCCUUAGCGUUCAGAUGGCUGAGAAAGGACGUUUCGUAAUGACAUAAAACAGAGGAAGGAAGGAUUUUAAAACCCGUGUUUUGUGUAACGCGCUGCUGUUUUUGUGAUGAUAGACUGACAGUAGGCUACUUUUUCAUUUGUUCAGGAACUGUGAACAUAUUGAACAUUCAAUAACGUUUGGCGGCUAGGACAUUUUUUUCGCUCGCUUAACAAAACGGAAGAGACAACCUUCUAUUUUUGUAUGCAGCCUGGUGUUAUUUGCAAAGUGAAACGGGGAUUAAAACAUUCCUGUUCUCUGUUGCCUCUAGUGUAGGCUACUACAGUUAGGGAACGGCGGUGGUAAGAAAGAUAUACUAUUUAUAGCACUUGCAAUUCUCGAAAACUAUCACAACUGGUGCAUAAGACUGUGGGCUCUGGCGGUUUCGAUUUUUUUUCCGUUUUUUUAUCUCUUGCUUUCGAGAUGAUAUAGGACUACGUCUUCAACGUUUUUACACAGCGUGGUCGAUUUAUUGUUGGAUAUAAUGACAGACAUUGUUUUGGCGAUGUGCUUUUUGUGUAUGAAGUUCUGAAAACCUCGGGACUGCACUUGAAUUGUUGAUCAGUUUCAUUUUCUUUUUUUCGGAAGGAAACACGAAAAGACAGCGUGUGGAUUACAGCUACUGUUAUUUAAUCAAUAAAAUAACAACACGAAGACUGCCAUGGAUAUACUGUGGUAUUUUCCCUACAUGGAUUAAAACAAUGAUAUGUUGAUGUGCAUGUGUUUGGCGAGUCUGACCGAACUGAUCAGGAUUCUGAGAUUUAAAAAAAUCUCCACACGCUCGGAUUUACAAAAUAAACUCAUUUGCUUCGGAGGCAAGAUCGGAAAAUGCUGAAGAUCGCUCUUAUUAGUUACCCUUAAAAAUACACUUGCAUCUCAUUUUGGAAACCGACACGAUCGGGGAAUCAUAAUUUAAUUGUCUGUCGAUUUUUAUUUUCGCCGUUGGUGUGGAGGAAUUUUAUUUCAGUUUUCAGUCCUGCUCUGGCUGUCAUUAUUUCGUGUUUUGGCGACAGAUACCGUGGCUGACGUGUGAACGAAGCAAUUCUCCACCGCGACUCGGUCUUGGUACCGACACAGGGAUUUCGACAUGACUAGUACCGACAACCCGGUCGGCGGACGAUUAUGACUACAGCAGCGAAUUGGGUGGCUAACGGGGCGAGUCUUGAAGACUGCCACUCCAACCUCUUCUCCCUGGCGGAGCUGACCGGCAUCAAAUGGCGGCGCUACGGGUUCCGCGGGGGGGGCGGGUGCGGCCCGGUCAUCUCGGCGCCGGCCCCGGAUGACCCCAUCCUGCGGAGCUUCACCCGCUGCGUGCGGGCCAACCUGCUGUGCGUGUGGCGCCGCGACGUACGCCCCCACGCCAAGGAGCUCUGGAUCUUCUGGUGGGGGGAGGAGCCUAACCUGGCCGACGUCAUCCACCGCGAGCUGGAGGUUGAGGAUGAAGGUCUGUGGGAGAACGGGCUGUCCUACGAAUGCCGGACCCUUCUGUUCAAAGCCAUCCACAACCUGCUGGAGAGGUGCCUGAUGGAGAAGGACUUUGUGCGGAUCGGCAGGUGGUUUGUCAAGCCGUACGAGGAGGAGGAGAAGCCGCUCAACGCCAGCGAGCACCUCUCCUGCGCGUUCACCUUCUUCCUGCACGGAGAGAGCAACGUGUGUGUGAGCGUGGAGAUCGCCCGGCACCAGCCAGUCUACCGUGUGAGGGAGGGGCACCUCCUGCACGCCCAGAUCUCCUCCAGCCCCCUGCAAGUGGUCCUCAGCCCAUACGGGCUCUGUGGCACGCUGACGGGACAGGCCUAUAAGAUGUGCGAGCCGGCGGUCCGGAGGCUGAUGGAGGAGUGGAGCCACUUCUACCCCGCGGUCCUCCGGCGGGGGGAGGGCGCGUGCGAAAACGCCGACCCCGCCUACGACCCCCACAGCCACGUGGCCGUCGAGGUCAUCGUAGGCGGCGUCCGGAUGGUUUACCCAGCAGCCUUUGUGCUCAUCGACCAGGGCGACCUGCCGGUGGAGCAGAUCUCGCCCACGCUGGGCACGCAGGGGCCAAUCAGGGACCCCUCCGGCUGCAACGUACCGCUAACUCCGCCUACCUCCCCGGAGCAGCCCUGCUCAGGUGACAGUGGCUUCCACACCUCAGUCUCCAGUGUCGUGGGACAGGACGGAGGCGGAGGCGCUGGCUCGGUUAGCCACAGCCCAAAGCAUUCUGGGAGGACGCUGACCAAUCAGGCAGUGCGUCAGGCAUGGAAGGAGUGCUAUCUGAACCAAUCGCAGCACAGGUGCAGUUUACCCAGCUCUAGGACACCUGGAGAUGAGAUGCCAAACGAGGCGCCGGUCUGGGACUUCAUCGACCCGGGCGAGAGGGCGGCCUGCCAGUGCUCCAGGUACAGGUCAAAGCAGCAGAAACAGAGGCAGGGGCACACAGCGACCUCCGACCCCGAGCCCGGUGCCAACCCCGCCCCCGCGGCCCCGUCCCUGCCCCCGCCCGCCCUCCCCAAGCACAAACCGGCCGAGAAGCCGGAGAAGCCCGACAAGCAGCCCAAGCGCGCCGCCCUGACGGCCUUCCACCACCGGCCCCCGCCGGACCAGCAGGACGCCUGCCUGGAACAGGACCCCGCCGUGGGCCUGCCGGUGCCCGAGCCCCCCCUGGAGCCCCUGCCCCCCCACAAGUACCCCAAGCCCAUCCCCGUCGGCGGGAAGCCCCCCGAGGCCUUGCUGCACUCCCCGGCGUCGCCCCUGCCCCCCACCCUCAGCCCCCAGCCGCGGCUGCAGGAGGCGGAGCCGCUGGAGCCCCCCGCCUGCCUGGCCCCCUGCUCCGCGGAGGCGCUGAUGGGCCACGCGGGGCACGAGCUCAGCGACACGGCGCUGUACGCCGCCCCCCUGGCGCAGGAGCCCCGCCGCCGCUGGUGGGCCGGCUACAGGGUGCCCCGCGCGGACGGGGCGGAGUUUCAGGCCCCCGAGCUGCCCGGGGAACGAGCGGAGAGCAAGAGUGAGACUGAGGGGCUGGCACUGAAGAGGCUCUUCGCUCAGACUCACAAGCGCUUCAAGGUUUCGGAGGAGAGGGUACGGGAGCACGUCCACGCCCUGGGCCUCCUGAGCCAGCCCGGCGUGGAGGGGCUGGAGGGGCUGGAGGGGCUGGGGGACCCCGGGGACGACCCCUACACCUUCAAGGACGAGGACGUGGAGUACAGCUUCCCCACCUCCAAACGCCUCAAGGGCCAGGAGAGGGACCUCGGCCGGAGGUCCAAGGGAGAAGACGUCACGGGCAACGGAGCAGUGCCUGAUGGGAAAGACGCCAUGUCCAUCUUCAGUUCGGCGCCCAAAUCUGACGAUUCGUCGCAGGACGACGCGGCGGCCAAAGCCAACCCGCCGCUCACCAGGGAGAAGGACCUGGUGGUGCUCAUCUCCGACCUGGAGAACAUCUUCGACAACUCUGAUGAGGACGAGCUGGGGGCCGCUUUCUCCAACCAGCAGUCAGCCAAGGCCCCAGCCACUGGAGCUGAAGAUCGCCCCCUAGCGAAGGAAGGGAGAGUUGCAGUGCCGUACCCUUCAACAGUUGCAGAUCUCCAGCGUAUGUUUCCCACACCUCCCUCCCUGGAGCAGCACCCCGCCUUCUCCCCCAUCACGACCUACCGGGACACCCCCAGCCAGGAGCCCCCGGCCCCCCCCUCUGGGUCGGACCACGCCCCGGCCCCCGCGUCCUCCGCCCAGCUCUCCGAGUUCCGGAUGGAGGUGGAGGAGUGUAUGGGCAGCCCGAAAGCAGAGGACAUCAGGGAUUUCUCCUUCGUGCACCGUGUCCCGUCGGUCCAGCCGCACGUGGGCUCCUCCGUGUUCGCCCCCCUCCGCACCCUCCCCAGCAGCUGCCUUCCGCCCCUCAAGAUUCCCGAACACUGCUACUACCGGCCGUCCUGGUCCCUGCCGCCCAAGAUGGAGCAUCUCGCCCUCCACCCGCAGGCCCCCUUUCUCCGGGACGGCAACGUCCCCAGCGUGAGCAGCCUGCUGGACCAGGACUACGCCCAGCCCAGCUCGGGCAUCGCCUCCGUGGGCAACGCGGGUGGGGUCCUCCCCUCGCCAGCCACGCCCCGCUUCUCCGUCCCCACCCCCCGGACCCCCCGGACCCCGCGCACCCCCAGGGGGGCGGGCGCCUCCAGCGGCCAGGGCUCGGUCAAGCAGCAGGAGGGGGCGGAGCUGAGCUCGCCCGCGUCCACGCCCUCCACCGGGCGGCCACUGAGCUCGGCGGAGGAGCCCCCGCCCGCCGCCGCCGCCGGCCCCGCCCUCCCGGAGUCUCACAGCCUCUACGCCACGCUCCUGCUGUCCGACUCGGUCCUGGACGUCUUCCGGGACCGCAACUUCGACAGCUGCUGCGUGUGCGCCUGCAACCUGAACGUGAAGGGCGCCGACGUGGGCCUGUACAUCCCGGACUCGUCCGGCGAGGACCAGUACCGCUGCACCUGCGGCUUCAGCGCCGUCGUCAACCGCCGGCUGGCCCACGGCGCCGGCCUCUUCCUGGAGGACGAGCUCGACAUCUUCGGGCGGGGCUCGGAGGUGGGCGGGGCCGCCGAGCGGCGGCUGGAGCUGUGCCGCAGGGCGGAGCCCUCCCCCGCCGCCGCCCCCUUCGCCGUCCUGGCGCUGCUGCGGGACCAGUGCUCCGUCCCGCUGGCCUCGCCCGCCUCGCUGCACCUGCACCCGGCCUGCGGGUCCGGCGACGGCCGCCGGGGGGCGCUGCUGCGCGGCUGGGCGGCCGACCAGCGCUGGGCCGACGGGAGCGACGCCUGCGCCGAGUGCUACAGCGCCCUGCUGCAGGGCCAGCAGUACGCCGACAACGCCGCCGCCGGCCCCGUGGACCGCGCCCUGGUGCGGAGCGGCGCGCUGCACGCCUGGCCGCACGCUAACGUGCUGGACAUCAGCAGGCUGUCCUCUCAGGACGUGGUGCGCAUGCUGCUCUCGCUGCAGCCCGUGCUGCAGGACGCCAUCCAGAAGAAGCGCACGGGCCGGACCUGGGAGAACAUCCAGCACGUGCAGGGCCCGCUCACCUGGCAGCAGUUCCACAAGAUGGCCGGCCGGGGCUCCUACGGUUCGGAGGAGUCUCCCGAGCCGCUGCCCUUGCCCAGCCUGUUGCUAGGCUACGACCGGGACUUCCUGGCGCUGUCGCCGCUGGCGCUGCCCUUCUGGGAGAAGCUGCUGCUGGAGCCGUACGGCGGGCAGCGGGACGUGGCCUUCCUGGUGCUGUGCCCCGAAAACGCCCCGCUCCUGUCCGGGGCCCGCGCCUUCUUUCGCGAGCUCAGCGCCGUCUAUGAGACCUGCCGGCUGGGGAAACACCGCCCCCUGGCCAAGGUGUCCCGGGACGGCAUUUUUCGGGUGGGCGGCGUGGAGCCGCAGGACCUGGUGGAGGACCUGGUGGACCAGUGGUUUACCGAACCGUGGGCCGGGAGCAACCAGGAGGACAAUCUGGCCAAACUGAAGCUCUACGCCCACACCUGCCAGCAGCUGCUGGCUCCUCAGCUGGCGUCUCUCACCCUGGACAGCAGCCUGCUCCUGCCCCCCAAACCCCAGCCGACACCGCCGCCCCCCGCGCCCACGGCCACGCCCGCUGCCCCUCCCCAGGGCGCGGCCCCCGCCACCGCCGCGGCCCCCGACGGAGCCACGCCCUCCGUCGGCUCGGUCAGCACGCCCACGCCCGGGGGGGCCACGCCGGGCGGGGCCGACGCGGCGCAGGGGGGCGCCGCCGAGCCCAAGGCCCCCGCUAACGCGACGCCGUCCCCUGCCCCGCCUGCAGAGGGCGCUGAGAGCUCAGCGGACCGGGAGCGCAUCGGGAUCCCCACGGUGGCGGAGUCGGCGGACAGCCACGCCCACCCCCCCGCCAUCGUGCUGUACGUGGUGGACCCCUUCCUGUGCGCCGGCGGCGACCAGGAGGACGAGGAGGCGGAGCCUGCCAGCGUCUGGCUCCUGGGUCUUCUUCGCUGUUUCACCGAGCUGCUCCGCGCCCUCCCCGAGAACCUCCAGCCGGCCCUCGCCCUCCAGGUGGUGCCCUGUCAGUACCUGCUGCAGCCCGCCGGCGGGGGGGGCCCGCUGUACCUGCAGCACCUGCGCUCGCUGGCUUUCUCCGCCUACUCCCACAGCCGCCGCCCCCUGCCCCUGCGCACGCACAUCAAGUCCCUGACCGGCUUCGGACCCGCCUCCUCCACCGAGUCACACUUCAGCAACCCGGAGCGAGCAGCCCCCCUGCCGCUCUACGCCCCGCCCUUCAUCCUGGGCCCCACGCGCAGCAAGCAGCUGGACGUGGGCGAGGCCUGCGGAGAGGGCGUGGCCCGCUACGGCGUGCUCUUCCUGGGGUACUGCCUGUCCCACGACCAGCGCUGGAUCCUGGUGUCCUGCACCGACCAGCAGGGGGAGCUGCUGGAGACCUGCAUCAUCAACGUGGACGUGCCCAACAGAGCUCGGAGGCCGAAGGUGUCUCCGCGGAAGAUGGGGCUGCAGAAGGUGUGGGAGUGGUGCGUCGGGAUCAUCCAGAUGACAUCGCUGCCUUGGAGGAUUGUGAUUGGCCGGCUGGGGCGCCUGGGACACGGGGAGCUGAAGGACUGGAGUGUUCUCCUGGGGGAGCACUCUCUGCAGUCCAUCAGCAGGCAGCUGCGGGAGGCGUGUCGGAUGUGUGGAAUCUCCGCCAGCGACUCGCCCUCCAUCCUCAGCGCCUGCCUGGUUGCCAUGGAGCCACAGGGCUCCUUCGUGGUUAUGCCAGACGCGGUGACCAUGGGCUCGGUGUUCGGCCGCAGCACGGCGUUAAACCUGCAGACGUCGCAGCUCAACACGCCGCAGGACGCCUCCUGCACCCACAUCCUGGUCUUCCCCAUCUCCGCCACCACCCAGGUGGCCCCCGGCACCUACCCCACGGAGGACAACCCGGACGACAUGUUCGACUUGCCCUUCCCGGACGAGCUGGAGAACGACAUCGGGCACGACAUGAUGCUGAUCACGAACCUGCACCCCUCCCCCAACACCUCCCCCGUCCCGUCCCCUGGGUCCCCCGGCGGCAUGGGCGGGACGUCCCACUUUCCCCACAACAGGGGUCAGGGGGAGAGGCUGCUCUCCAGGGAGGCGCCGGAGGAGCUGAAGCAGCAGCCCCUGGCUCUGGGGUACUACGUCUCCACCGCCCGGGCCGACGGCCUGCCCCACUGGUUCUGGGCCUCCUGCCCGCAGGCUCAGAACCAGUGCCCGCUCUUCCUCAAGGCCUCCCUGCAUCAUCACAUAUCCAUUGCCCAAUCAGACGAGCUCCUCUCCAGCAAGACCUCCCAGAGGAGUCCCCACCCCCUGGACUCCAAGACCACGUCCGACGUGCUCAGGUUUGUGCUGGAGCAGUACAACGCCCUCUCCUGGCUGACCUGCAGCCCUGCGUCUCACGACCGUCGCUCCUGCCUCCCGGUGCAUUUGGUCGUCCUCACGCAGAUGUACAACGCCAUCCUCAACAUGCUGUAGGCGGGGCGGGACCUGACUCCGCCCGUAGAGUUCUCUGUCAGGGGGCGGGGCAUCUGCACAGCAGGAGGGCGGGGCACGGGGGUGGGGUCCACGCCCCAACUCUUCACCUGUUGACCUCUCACGGUGCUCUGG
Anguilla anguilla (European eel) is the source of this 8049-nucleotide messenger RNA. Its product is annotated as mediator of RNA polymerase II transcription subunit 13-like. Gene Ontology annotation, cellular component: mediator complex. Gene Ontology annotation, biological process: regulation of transcription by RNA polymerase II. The coding region runs from base 1579 to 7917 and encodes 2112 amino acids. The transcript has 31 exons. The record is from RefSeq and is a predicted model, not a curated record. Gene Ontology annotation, molecular function: transcription coregulator activity. Lineage: Eukaryota; Metazoa; Chordata; Actinopteri; Anguilliformes; Anguillidae.